AUGGAAAAACUAUUCAGAAACCGAGAGUUGAAUGUUAGCGUGAGAACUGUGAGGUUGGGUGAGGAGAUACUAUUUUACGCAAAAGAUGUAGCAGAGUCCUUAGGGUACGCAGAUACGAAGAGGGCAGUUCAGAAACUAGUUAGGAAGCAAAAUAAGGUAAGCGUAUACGAGCUACGCAAGGGAGACAAUUUGUCUCCCUUUGAAAAAUGUCACCCAUACGAGCUACGCAAGGGAGACAAUUUGUCUCCCUUUGAAAAAUGUCACCCACAGACAAUAAUACUAUACGAACCUGGUUUGUACCAGCUAAUAUGUAGCUCAAGGCUUCCAAUAGCGGAGGACUUUCAAGAUUGGGUAUUUAAGGAAGUCCUUCCAUCUAUCCGCAAAACAGGCUCGUAUGAAUUACCAGAUAGAAGGUCACUCAGAUAUAACCAAAUGAUCCUUAUAAAUGAAACGGACCUUCAUAAUGUCAUUGUAAGUUACAUUAGAGAUAACUACCCAGAGGCUGUAAUAUUACCUGCUCUAGGUGAGUAUCAGGAUACAGUGUCAAAGAGAUGUGACGCUUGGAAGAAGGGAUAUAAAGGUGGUCAACCAGAUCUUAUCAUAGAGAAUCCUAUGGGGAAGUAUAAAGGAUUUGCUAUUGAAUUUAAGUCUCCCAAGGGCACCGGAGUUAUAAGUGAGAAUCAGGAUAUAUGGUUUAGGAAAUUGAGGGGAAUAGGGUAUAUGACAAUGGUAUCAGAUGAUCUAGUAAAGACUUGUAUUAGAAUUAAUGAGUACUUCUCACUUAAGAAGACUAUAAGAAAGACCGUAGUGAAAAAUGUAGUUAGUGAUGUAAAGACGUACAGACCAAGGUUCAAUUCAGGUAAGUACUAG
Paramuricea clavata is the source of this 870-nucleotide messenger RNA. The record is from the annotation of a GenBank genome assembly. Lineage: Eukaryota; Metazoa; Cnidaria; Anthozoa; Malacalcyonacea; Plexauridae.